CCGGAUCAGCUGACGCAGCCUUUGGAUGUGAGUGCGGUGCGGCUGUGCCCUCCCUUGUGCCGUUCAGUCCCGAUCAGCAGCUCCGGAGGAAAUCGGCUUUGUGUCUCCCUUUUCGUUCAGCUGCCCGUGAGCGCGGAUAUUAAAGGUUCGAUCGGUGGUGGAACCGCAGCCAUGCUGCCCCAUAUAACGCUGCUCGUGCUGACUGUCGGAGCGCUAGCGCUGGAGGUGCCAGCAGAUGGAAAUGGAGGCCUGUUGGCAGAGCCACAGAUUGCCAUGUUCUGUGGCAAGCUGAAUAUGCACAUGAAUGUUCAGAAUGGGAAAUGGGAGACUGAUGUGUCCGGGACAAAGGGCUGCAUUGGAACCAAGGAAGGAAUCCUUCAGUACUGUCAGGAGGUAUACCCAGAGCUGCAGAUUACCAACGUUGUUGAAGCCAACCAGCCGGUGACAAUCCAGAAUUGGUGCAAGAAAGGACGAAAGCAGUGCAAGAGCCGCACUCACAUUGUGGUUCCCUACAGAUGCUUAGUCGGGGAGUUUGUUAGUGAUGCGCUGCUCGUUCCAGACAAGUGCAAGUUCCUUCAUCAGGAAAGGAUGGACAUUUGUGAAACUCACCUGCACUGGCACACUGUGGCCAAAGAGUCCUGCAGUGAGAAGAGCAUGAGUCUCCAUGAAUACGGAAUGCUCCUUCCAUGUGGAAUCGAUAAAUUCCGGGGAGUGGAGUUUGUGUGCUGCCCGUCUGCCGAAGAAAGUGAAAGCUUUGACUCCGCAGAUGCAGAGGAUGAUUCUGACGUCUGGUGGGGAGGUGCUGAUGCCGAUUAUGUGGAUAGAAGUGAUGACAAGGCUGUAGAAGCCCAACCAGAUGAAGAGGAGGAGGUUGUAGAGGUGGAAGAGGAGGAAACGGAUGAUGAUGAGGACGAUGGGGAUGAAGCCGAGGAAGAACCCGAGGAACCCUAUGAAGAAGCCACCGAAAGAACAACAAGUAUAGCCACUACCACCACUACUACUACAGAGUCUGUGGAAGAAGUUGUAAGAGAGGUGUGCUCUGAGCAAGCUGAGACUGGACCCUGUCGAGCAAUGAUCUCCCGCUGGUAUUAUGAUGUGACGGAAAGCAAAUGCGCCCAGUUCAUUUAUGGAGGCUGUGGCGGGAACCGAAACAACUUUGAGUCUGACGAUUACUGCAUGGCAGUCUGUGGCAGCGUCACAGUUCCCGCCACAGCUGCCAGCACCCCUGACGCAGUUGACAAGUACCUGGAGAACCCGAAUGAUGAGAACGAGCACGACCGCUUCCUGAAAGCAAAGGAGAGGCUGGAGGGCAAGCACCGCGAGAAGAUGUCUGAGGUGAUGAAGGAAUGGGAAGAAGCUGAACGCCAGGCAAAGAACCUUCCCAAGGCUGACAAGAAGGCAGUAAUACAGCAUUUCCAGGAGAAAGUGGAAUCCCUAGAACAAGAAGCUGCAAACGAAAGGCAACAACUGGUCGAGACCCAUAUGGCCCGAGUGGAAGCCAUGUUAAAUGAUCGUCGACGAAUCGCCCUGGAGAACUACAUCACUGCUCUGCAAGCUGAUCCUCCACGGCCCCGCCAUGUGUUCAACAUGCUGAAGAAGUACGUGCGGGCCGAGCAGAAGGACAGACAGCACACUCUCAAACACUUUGAGCAUGUCCGUAUGGUAGAUCCCAAGAAGGCGGCUCAAAUCCGAUCUCAGGUAAUGACACACCUUCGAGUGAUAAACGAGAGAAUGAACCAGAGCUUUUCACUCCUCUACAAGGUGCCGGCCGUGGCUGAGGAAAUCCAGGAUGAAGUCGAUGAACUCUUCCAGAAGGAGCAGAACUACUCAGAUGACAUGGUGUCCAACAUGGUGAGCGACCACAGAGUCAGCUACGGGAACGAUGCCCUGAUGCCUUCUCUCAGCGAGACCAAGACCACCGUUGAGCUUCUUCCCGUAGAUGGAGAGUUCAACAUAGAGGACCUCCAGCCCUGGCAUUCAUUCGGGGUGGACUCUGUUCCAGCAAACACUGAGAAUGAAGUCGAACCAGUGGACGCCCGCCCUGCUGCAGAUAGAGGGCUCACUACACGCCCAGGCUCGGGACUGACCAAUAUCAAAACAGAAGAAAUCUCAGAGGUGAAGAUGGAUUCUGAAUAUAGACACGAUACUGCCUAUGAAGUGCACCAUCAGAAACUGGUCUUCUUCGCAGAGGAAGUGGGAUCAAACAAAGGAGCAAUCAUUGGUCUGAUGGUGGGGGGCGUUGUCAUAGCAACGGUGAUAGUCAUCACUUUAGUGAUGCUGAAGAAGAAGCAAUACACAACUAUCCAUCAUGGAGUAGUAGAGGUGGACGCGGCGGUGACCCCAGAAGAGCGCCACCUCACCAAGAUGCAGCAGAACGGCUACGAGAACCCAACGUACAAGUUCUUCGAACAGAUGCAGAACUAAGAACGCCGCCCCGGGAGCCUCUCGAAUCAGACCGCAGAGAAAACCUGCUUCACCGCUCGCGGCCGUUAUAUACAUAUAUAAAUAUAGGAAAUGAAAAAAAAAUCAUCUUGUUGAGAGAAUUAAAAACAAACAAAAGCAACCGCACCAAUCCACCUCUCUUUCAUCAUUUUACUCAUUUUCCCCCCUUUUUUGACAGCUGUGCUGUAACACAAGUAGAUGCUCGAAGUCAGAACUAAUACCUACGGAAUUAUCAGUAACGUAUUCUCUUAACAUUUCCCUCUUUCCACGACAUUAUCAAUGAAUGUUUUUGUGUACUGUAAAGAGUUUAGCUGUCUCUUAACUACUUGCAUGCCUAGCCCCUCCCCCUCCCCAUUAUUUAUCAUGUUGUUCCAGUUGUAUAUUAUUCUUGUGAUUUGUGACAAAAACAAACAAAAAUGAUUGAAACCUGCUUUACAAAUGACUGGGGAUGGCAAUUUUAUGUAUUUAAGGCUCUGCUGCUUUCCCUUUGCCGACGACAAUUUCUUUUUCUUUUUUUUGUCACCGCUAUGCAUUUAAAAUUUCAAUUUUAUUUUUUAAAUAUUCCAUUAAAUUUACCAAUUUCUUUCCCUCUAUACCGUGUUCUUGUACAGAUCGUUCUCCUGUGUUAGUGGUGUAGAAAAUCAUGGGAACACACAUUCGUUUCUUUGUGCCUGUUUUAUGUGCACACUUUAGGAACUGCAAAAA
Molecule: messenger RNA, 3147 nt
Organism: Xenopus laevis (African clawed frog)
Lineage: Eukaryota; Metazoa; Chordata; Amphibia; Anura; Pipidae
Gene: app.L
Product: amyloid beta precursor protein L homeolog
Exons: 17
Coding region: 172-2424 (750 amino acids)
Biological process (GO): axonogenesis; learning or memory; central nervous system development
Cellular component (GO): cell surface; Golgi apparatus; early endosome
Molecular function (GO): signaling receptor binding; transition metal ion binding; serine-type endopeptidase inhibitor activity
Source: RefSeq, a predicted model, not a curated record